UAUAAUUUCCUACCUUUUCUGAAACGGUGUCGUUCCGUUUUCUCCGUUUCAUGAAACGACGUCGCUCAGAUGCAACGACCGAGUAGUCAUUGAUUUUCCACCUGCAGUACUGAUACUGAUACUGAAAAUCAAAAUCAGAGCAAAUCCACUGACUCUCAUGGAGUCUGAGCUCUCAAACAAACCAACAAGGCGUCGUUCAAAGAAACGGAAGCUCUCGAAACGGCGACUGAAAAUUAAAGGGAGAAAGAGAACCACAGAAAAAGGGAUCAGCCCUCUUGUUGAGAAGUAUUGGCGUCAAAGGUACAAUCUUUUUUCGAGCUAUGAUGAUGGUAUCAAAAUGGAUGAGGAAGGUUGGUUUUCUGUUACACCUGAGGAGAUUGCAAUAAGGCAUGCCGAGAGGAGUGGGGGUGGGUGUGUAAUUGAUUGCUUUUCAGGUGUUGGAGGCAAUACCAUUCAAUUUGCUAAAAUGUGUCACCAUGUUGUUGCUAUUGACCUUGAUCCUCACAAGGUUGAAUUGGCUUUUAAUAAUGCGAAGAUAUAUGGAGUGGAAGAUUAUAUUGAUUUUAUUAUUGGAGAUUUUUUCCAACUUGCUUCAUCUUUAAAGGGAGACGUAGCAUUUCUUGCACCACCAUGGGGAGGGCCAUCGUAUAAAACAAUUCCAAAUUUUUCCCUUGAUUUACUCAAACCGAAAGAUGGGUAUUCGAUAUUUCAAGCCGCUCAAGCAAUAACACCUAACAUCAUUAUGUUCUUACCCCGGAAUGUGGACUUGCGCCAAGUGGAAGAACUUUCUUGGCUAUCUUCUCCUCCUCUAAAUAUUGAGAUUGAAGAAAAUUAUGUGCAAAACCAUUUGAAGGGCAUUACUGCUUACUUUGGGGGUACUGCAUUUGGUAAACUCAACCUUUAGCUAGCAGCCCUGGUAGACGCUUUGUAAAUAUGAUCCACCAAACGUCUCCAGCAUGUUAAUCAAAAAAUGGGUAGGUAGAAGAGAAAAUUUUAAGCUUGUUAGAUUUCUAGUUUCAGUAACAACAAUUAUCUUUAUAUAGAGGUAGAGUCCCUAGCUUGCCUUGAUAAUUUUGAAGGAUGGCUUGUGUAUCAAUGGUUUUUCCCAGUCCUGUGAAGAGGGCUGGUGGAUUUUCAUGUUAACGUACCUGUACCAUGACUUGUAGAAGUAUCCUUUUUUUUAACAAGGAAAGUUUGAUUAUCUAACUCAA
Messenger RNA from Vitis vinifera (wine grape), 1211 nucleotides. RefSeq lists its product as uncharacterized. The transcript has 6 exons. NCBI's taxonomy places the organism in Eukaryota, Viridiplantae, Streptophyta, Magnoliopsida, Vitales, Vitaceae. Gene Ontology annotation, molecular function: RNA cap trimethylguanosine synthase activity. Gene Ontology annotation, biological process: 7-methylguanosine RNA capping; 7-methylguanosine cap hypermethylation. The record is from RefSeq and is a predicted model, not a curated record. Bases 158 to 904 code for a protein of 248 amino acids. Gene Ontology annotation, cellular component: nucleus.